AUGCCGCGAAGCCUCUGGCCCUGGUCCUGGCUCUGGCGAUCGCCGCGGCUCCGACUCCGCGACCGCGACAUGCGCAGACUGAGUUCUGCUGCUAAUGGUGAGUGCGAUGAGCGUGCAAGGCCAAUCAAAGGUCGCGCAGGCGGAAGGACGACUGCAAGACCUCGCACUGGUGCGUGCAUGUGCGGUAGAGUCGCAGCAAAGGCGCCGGCAACGGCAAAGCGUGCCGAUCGUCUUUCGCACUCCCUGUCGCCGUGGCCGUAUCCGUGGCCGUGUCGGACCAUGGACUUGCUGUGUAUGGACGUGCACAUGCGUCUCACUCCCCCGACGGCUGGCCUGCUCGGCCUUGGCCUGCUGGACCCACCACACGCCGCACGCUCCACCCUCCACGCUCCACUCCACUGCCUUCAAAUGAAUGACAACCAUAGCACUUUGGGCUCCUCCCUCCACUCGCAGCCAGACGCCACUGCGGCCUCAUCAUGGGAAUCCCGCCACGGCCCAAUGACUGCCCUGCACUUUUCGCGUCCGUCCCUACUGCACUAG
Molecule: messenger RNA, 540 nt
Organism: Pseudocercospora fijiensis CIRAD86
Lineage: Eukaryota; Fungi; Ascomycota; Dothideomycetes; Mycosphaerellales; Mycosphaerellaceae
Exons: 1
Coding region: 1-540 (179 amino acids)
Source: RefSeq, a predicted model, not a curated record